AUGGAGCACUGGGAUUUGGACGCCCAGCUGGCAGCGGACUAUGUCCGCUUCCGCCCCACGGCGCGCGCCUGCCUGCCGCAGCCCUUCUUUCGCGCAAAGAAGCGGAAGAAGACGGAGGCGGCUUCCAACCGCGACUCCGGGGGCGAGCUGCCGGCGGAGCAGGCGAAGCUGCGGGAGCUGUGCGUCGGCGAGCUGCAACGUCACGUGACCUGCGCGGAGAGCUGCGUUCAGCGGGCCGAGCUCUCCGCCCCCGGGCCUGCAGUGGGCAGGUCCGAGGAGGAGACCAUCCGAGAGGGCGUGGUGCUGCCUGCCGGCUGCUGCUGGGUGCAGGGCGACCUCUGGGCUGGCGAUCUGCGGCGGCUCGCCGGGGCCGGAUUUCGCGCCGCGGUGGUGGACCCUCCAUGGGAGAGCAAGAGUCGAGGGCUGAAGUACCAGAGCUGCCAACCCCAGCAACUGCUGCAGCUGCCGUUGGGCGAACUGUUGGCGCCUGACGCGCUGGUGGCCGUUUGGGUGACCAAUGACCCAAAGAAGCAGGCCUUCGUGCGUGACGAGCUCUUCAAAUCCUGGGGCGUGCAGGCGGUCGCAUGCUGGACCUGGGUCAAGGUCACCAACCAGGGGGAGCCGGUGUUGCCCUUCGGCAGCGAGAGGCCGCGUUUGCCGUUUGAGAAGGUCCUCGUGGCAAGGAAGCCAGGGAGCGAGCCUGCGAAGGAGGAGGAUCGCGUCUUCUCGGCAGUUCCGGGCCUGCACAGCCAGAAGCCCUUCCUGGACGCCUGGCUGCCGGAGGGCCCCAAGCUGGAGCUCUUCGCGCGGAACCUGCGGCCGGGAUGGACCUCGCUAGGCAAUCAGGUGCUGCUCUUCCAGAAAGCCUGCUUCUUCGAGCCGGAAGCGCAUGUGCUGCGGAUGGUGAAUUGGAAUCAGCUGCAGAAUGCCACUACGCCUGACAGUAAGCCCACCCCAGGGUGGCUGUUCAACGAGAUCAUCCGCGAUGUUCGGAACAACCCCAAGGACACCCCAGACGUGGCGGAGUACUUGAUGCAGUGCGUGUGCAGCGAUCAGCUGAACAUUCAGCUGAAGGGCGUUCUGUGCAUCAAGCAUAUCGCAUCAGAGGAUGUGACCUUCCAGAACUACCUUUGCGCAUGCCCCGGCGCAUUGAAGAUUAUGGAGGACAUUGCGGCGCCUCCCAUUGUUCCACAGGCGCGCGCCAUUGAGCCGCAGGAGGUGAGAACCGUGCGAGACGCCACCAAGUCGGCCUUGGAAGCGCUCCGGACGCCUCCCAGCGUGGAGAAAUCCACGGCUGGUGCUUCUUUGAAAGCCAGAUGCCAGGGCUUCGGCAACUACGAGCCUCCGCCAGAGGAGGAGCCAACAAAGAAAGCCGGGGUCGCUGGCCAGGCUGCGGACUUUGUGGCCGACUCCAUUGGACGCGAUAUGGUGGACGACUUUAGAGAGAAGGGCGCCGUGGGCGCGCUAAAGGACGCGACCAUCGACGCCCUGGACCUGGUCUUGGACGGCGUUGACACCAUCUGGGGCUGGGUGGCCGGUUCAAAGGAGACCGACCAGCCGCGGAUUUGCCAACCUACGAACCAGCCUCAAAUGCCAGGACAGUUCCAAGCGGCUGGGUCCUCCGGGUACUCGGGCGGACAGCAGUUCCAAGCGCCGGCCGCGCCCAAGACGUCGGCGAACCACUAUGCCGCUGCCUUCGGGGGCGGCGUGGUGGGUGCGAACAACCCGGUGAUGGUGGGUGGCUUGCCAAAUGGCCAGCCCAGCCAGCCGGCGAGCUACCAGAGCUACACCGGCGCGGCUACGAGCCCGGCGCCGGCGGCUUCUCCGCCCGAAGAGCCCAAGCCGAAGCCCGUGGUGGACCUUUUGUCCAUGGAUGAGCCGAAGGCUCCGGAGUCCGCAGCACAGGUUACUGAUUUGCUGGGAGAUUUUGAGCCAGCGGCGCCCAACACGACACAGGCUUCGCAAAACAUGCUGGACCUUUGA
Molecule: messenger RNA, 1983 nt
Organism: Effrenium voratum
Lineage: Eukaryota; Dinophyceae; Suessiales; Symbiodiniaceae
Source: the annotation of a GenBank genome assembly